This is a messenger RNA of Physcomitrium patens, 2155 nucleotides long. RefSeq lists its product as uncharacterized. Gene Ontology annotation, biological process: lipid metabolic process. Lineage: Eukaryota; Viridiplantae; Streptophyta; Bryopsida; Funariales; Funariaceae. The record is from RefSeq and is a predicted model, not a curated record.
UAGUUCCUAUUUUUAGAAUAAUUUCAACGAGAGGAAGCUGGUUGGACCUAGGUCAACCUCCUCCUUCAGUGCGGAAUAUUUUCGGUAAUCCUUAUUGUUUAUCAUAUUUGCAUUCUACGGAGCCACCGAGGUAACCUAAGUUCCAUAUAUUCUCCUCAUCAAUUUUCCUAUCAUCUUUUCUCCACCCAUUUCUCCGGUUGUACUCAUCAACGUCGACGGUGAUUUGUCCGUGUGGACAAGAGUGGGAUAGCUCACGAUGUAGGAUCAAGGACUCUUCCGCAACAAUGUUACUUGCGACCCGGCUUGCUCCACUGCCUGAGCGAGAGAUCUUAAGGAGACUGCGGAGGUGCCCUAGACUGGGGUUUGAGUGCUUCUUUUCCACUACUCAGGCGCAACAUGCUAGGUUUGACGCCGCCGACAGGAAUACCCAGCACAGGGAGGUGAAGAAAGCAGGGGCAGAGUCAGAUUUGGAUGACCGCAAGCAUGGAGGACAGAUGGCCUGGUUGACUAGUAUGCUGGAGCCAGCAAUGAAGCUCUAUAGACGAGCAUUGCCCGCAGAUAAAGGCGACGAACCCACAAGUACAGCCUCGUUGGUGGAUAUUGCGUCCAGUAUUUUGAGAAGCACUUCUGGCAUGCAGAUUCAGAAAUGGAGCAUUGCAGAUCUCACGCUUGGUCUUUACUUCUUGUCCGUCCGCCACGCUUCUCAAAUGGCCAGUGAUACAUUUAGUGGUGACUUAGUGUCAUCAGAUACAUUUGUUGGAGAUUUAAUCUAUUAUGUUGAGCUGGCACGAGGUUCCUAUCAAAAAGAUGCGGCUGGACUGGCUCGUGUAAGCAUGAUCCAGGAGUCCAAGGUGGUCAAAUUUGAGGACACGUCCAAUGUUAUGCGUCCUGGAUACUACAUUGCAGUAGACCAUCGACAUAAACUUGUGAUAUUGUGCAUCCGCGGAACUCACACAGUGCACGACAUAAUUACGGAUCUAGCUUCAAAUAGCGGCGGCGCCUCUAAUCUGGAUGGGGAGAAUGUGCAUUAUGGUAGUGUUGAGGCUGCACGUUGGUUUAUGGAGCACGAAUUGAGUACUCUAAAGAGUUGCCUGCACGAACAUGAGGGCUACGAACUACGACUUGUGGGGCAUUCUUUGGGAGGUUCAACAGCAGCGUUAUUAGCUCUGAUGCUGAGGAGACUAGGAGAUGAACAACUUGGGUUUUCCUCUCAGUUAAUUAAGGCUGUCACUAUCGCUUCUCCUCCUUGUGUGUCUGAAAAGUUAGCAUCAGAAUGUGCAGACUAUAUCACUACAUUGGUUUUACAGGAUGACGUUAUCCCUCGAAUGAGCACAGCAGCAUUGACUCGACUUCGUAAUGAAAUAUUGGUCACAAACUGGACUCUGUUGAAGGAUAGUGAAGAACAUAAGGGUAUUGCCGAAUUUGUUGAGAGCACGAUCAAGAAGCUGUCUUCUGUACAAGAUGUGGCUCGCCGAUAUGCAUCCUUUGUCAGUCUCGGCUCUUCAAGUGAUUCAGAAAUCGAAAAAUUGGAGAAGAACGUUGAAGAAGUGGCUACGAAGUUACUUGAGAAGAAGGACAAACUGGACGAUUUAUCCCUUUCAAAAAGAGAGCCGAGAUCAAGUGAACUUAGUCGAGAGAGUAAAAUUAAAGAUGAACAUCCAGAGCUUUGGGUACCAGGCUUGCUUCUGCUCAUUUAUGGGGGCCGGACUCCCACUGAUGUAGAUCAAAAGGAGUUUGCAGGGAGAGAGGGCCAUGUUCUGCUGAAAGGGCAAGACGGUACACAAUUUGGCCGCAUUGUGCUGUCCAGUACAAUGUUAUCGGAUCAUAAAUGCAUAAGUAUUUAUUACGCUCUUCGAGAUGUUCUCAAGGGUCUUCCAAAAACCGGAGGUUCUAAUAAACUGUCAAUCUGAUUAGUUGAGCUAUUUCUUUUUGUUCCUGAAACUUUUCGGGAGCAUCACAACAGUAUUGUGGAAAUGUGGGCCCCAGAACUACAGUUUUAAACAUUCGUCUGUGUAGAUGUUUUCAUCGAGUGGGUUAGUGGUUGGUUUUUACACUUUAAGCACUGCAAUCGAAAAUUUCUAACAGUGCGAUGUUUCAAAAUUGAUUUGAUUUUGUGUCUUGAUUACUCAAGACAUGAAGUUUGUGUUACCAUUCA